UAUGUUGGGGCUGGCUGUCUCUUUGCACUGUGCAACCUUCUGUGUGUUCUCUCCCCCGUGCACUCAACCCUCCAGAACUCUGAGUGCCUUUGUAACAUUCUGUCUAUAUAUGAGGUGCUAAGGAAGACAACAAAAGGAAGAAAGCUGCCACAGACACAGUUUGGCUUGGACUGUGAAUUAACAUUCCAGUAAAAAUGCUGGGAGUACUGCUUGUGUCGUCCGUUCUCCUUGUGGGUCUAGCUCCACAGACCCAGGCUAUAUGGGUGUACACUAGCUGGGAGCGGCAUGGCCUUGUAGGAUCAGAGAUUAAGCUUUACUGCUCUUUCUUCUCCUGGCGCUGGCUCUCUGAAGAUGUGUCCUUCUCCUGGAGCUACAAGCCUGAAGCUGCAAAAGACAGUAUUUCGAUCUUCCAUUUUGCAAGAGGACAAGCCUAUGUGGACAACAAAGGUCCUUUCAGAGACCGUUUGGAGUUUGUUGGAAACCCAAAGCGGAGGGAUGGGUCUAUACUGAUCCGGAACCUGGAGUACAAUGACAAUGGCACAUUUACUUGUGAUGCCAAAAAUCCACCAGACAUAGUGGGCAGGCCUUCCAGUGUGAAACUGCUGGUCUUUGACAGAGUGCCAACAAGGGCUGGUGUGAUAACUGGAGCCAUCAUCGGGUCCGUGCUGGGUGUGGUCAUCCUUAUUUUGGCUCUCUACUACCUGAUGAGAUUCUUGGUUGCACGAAGAGUCCUCAGCCUGAGUGUCAGCACAGUAGAAAAGGGAAAGAAGAAAUCAGGCAAGGAGGGAUCCCAGCAGAGACAGGGCCCAGUUCUGUAUGCAACACUGGAUCAGUCCAGUAAACUCCUAAAAGGAGUCGGAUCUGACAAGAAGAAGUCUGACUCAAAGAGGGAUAAGAAAUAGGAUUCGGGGAGCAGAGAGCCAGCAGCAGCAGCAGAUGAUUUGGACCAAAAACCAACUGAUCGAAAGGAAACCAAACGAAUGAGAAAAGAGAGGGAGAAGCGUGAGAAGGAGGAAGGCCGGAGGGGGGAGGGGGGAGCCGGUGCUGUGGAGCCCGCCGCUGGCUCUCCCAAAUCACCUAAGAGCUCACGGGUUGUCAUGACCAUUGAGCUUGAGCUCAAAGGAGAUGGCAAAACCUCUGAGGCGGAGGGUCCAGUAGCAGCGGACAGCAAACCUCCAGAGAUCCCCAAGAAAUCGUCCAGCUUUCUCUCGCAGCUCUCCAACAAACUCGCCCCCAAGAACAAUGGCUAAACUUGUACAGAUCUGCCUGCCCAUAUUGUUCAAACGUAAACACCAACUUGUCAUUAAUGUUUCUUAGUUGUAGAGUAUACACUUUUAGACCUAUAAUGUCUUAAUGAUGCAUAAGGUGACAUUAAAAUAUCAGCAAGUCAAUAAAAUAUAAGUCAGUUUUUAAUCAAUUUAGUUAUGCGCACCAGAAGGAACUCAAGGAUACGUAACACCAGACAGCACUCAUACAUGGGGUAUUGGCAAGUUGAACAGUCAUUACCUUCAUCUGCUUGUUUUGCCUCAAUUCGAUUGCACCUUGCACUCUCAUUAAUGAAAUUGAUUGCUACUGCUAAUUAAAUCCAGUAGAGGAUGCAUGCCUUAUGUUUAAUCGCGUGGAUGGAACAGUCGAUUAAAAGUGUUCAUAGAGUCCAGCAUGGCAACUAGCUACACUCAUGUUAGGGAAUAAAUUAAAAGGAAGUGUAUAAUUCUGAUCAGUAUACAGUAUGAAGCAAAGUAAAGAACGUAAACAUAAGAAAAAUUAAGGCGUUCGUCACAUUGCUAAAAUUAGUUCCUGCCAAAGGAGCAACACUGCAGGAAAUUCUCUAAAGGAAAGGCUGUACAAUGGGAAUAAAGCCAUAUUAAAAAGUAAACACGUCAUUUUUUUUCGAGAAAGAGUGAUUCUUUUGAACGAUCACAAUAAAUUGAUUUAUGGUGCUAUUCACAAACAAAUGUGAACAUUUACCUCAACGUCUGUGUUUUUCAGUGCAGCUUCUACUUGCGUUUCUUCAAACUUGCUGUAUGGUGAAUGUUGGCUUGUAGCUGCUUGUGCAGUUCUACUCGUGACCAACAGAGGGCACUCUCAGCACCACCGUUGUUUUUCUCCCUGUUUUUCUGUGCCGCUGUUGGUAAGUAGUAGGGUGUUGUAGCGUGUUAGCCAUUACGGAUGUAAUAAGAUGUCAAGCAAAAUGACACCUUUUAUCGGCUAACUGAACUGAUUACAACCUGCCUGAAGAAGGAGCCUGAGCCGCCUCGAAAGCUUGCAUAUUAUAAUCUUUUUAGCUAGCCAAUUAAAGGUGCCAUUUUGCUUGACUUCUCCGUGCAGCUGUUUGAAAUACUAACUGCUUCUCAAACUUUCGAUGCUGGGUGACAUGGUGGCACAGUAGUAGUGCUGCUGCCUUGCAGUAAGGAGACCAGGGUUUGCACCUUGGGUCUUCCCUGUGGAUGGUUUGCAUGUUCUCCCCUUGUCUGUGUGGGUUUCCUCUGAGCACUCCAGUUUCCUCCUGCUGUCCAAAGACAUGCUGGUGAGGUGAAUUAGUGUCGCUAAAUUGCCUUCGGUGUGUCUUUGGUGCGUAUUAGAAGGGGGUGUUCACCCUCAGAUGAACUGGCGCCCUGUCCAGAAGUUUGUUCCUGCCCUGCAACCCUGGUCUGAAUUAAGCAGGUCAGAAAAUGACAAGAAAGUAAAUUUCUGUGCUUCAGAUUUUUAACUGUAGGUCAAGGAGAUGGCUGGAAAAUAUUAAAAACAUGUCACAGUUUUCAGAGCAGCGUUGAAUUACGAAGGCAACUUCUUAUUUUCGUUCUUUACCCUAAGUGUGCUCCACAAUUCACAAUCCACUUAGUAUUCAGCACUUUAACUCUGCGAAAGGCUGGCAUUUAUUUAUUUUAUAUCAGCAAUCAAAUGUUUAAUAUGAUGUAUAAUGUAUGCAGGCAAGCUGCCUUGUUUUGGGGAAUCUAGAAUUAUACCUGCGGCUUGCCUACUGGGUCUGAAUUUAUGGGUGCUGUCUAAUAUAAAGAUGCGUGUAGAGGAAUCGGAAGCCUUUAUUUACAACAAAAACAAUUUUAGUUAUCUUUGAAAAGUGACUGACAACCAAAUGAAGUCACAGCAUCCAAAUAGCUAGAAAAACAGUUGGUGUUUACUUUUAAAAUGAUAAGCAGCAGAAGUUAAAUAUAUAUGUAUAUGCCACUCGGCCAGUUUUAACAGUUUUUUUUUUUUAAUACAAAGAUUGUGCUAUGCAAUGAAACCAACAGUACUGAAAAUGUAUGUUUCCGAGAAUAUGAUGAAUUUGCGUUUCCAUUCUGACACUCCCAGCCAGAGUGGAUCACUGGCUUUAAAGCCGCCCAAGUUGCCGCCAUUCCAAAAGGCCCUCAGAAUUUCAUUUUGUUACAACCUACUUGAAUUUUAAAACGGUUUAAAGCCUAGUGCCUCCGUCUGAAUCAUAUUCCUUAGAAACAUAGAGAGUACGGUACAUCUCAGAAAUUAUACAUUUUGCUAAGUAAACGCCUUGAAGUCUGCCAGCUCUCUGCUGUAUACCAAAAAUGCAAGCUUUGCAGCAGUGUGGGUCAUUACCUGACUGCACUGACGUGUACAAAAUAUGGAAGUGUAUCAUUUUAAGUUUCUGCCCAUGGGCGCCCGUAUGUGUAAAAUAAAUGCAAAAAAAAAAAAAAAUCUACUUUGGGGAAACCCGUUCAAUUUGGACUGUUCUGUGUGUCUAGAACCUCCUAAUCCUGCUGUAAUAUUAACAAGCUUCUCAGUGCUCACAUGCCUCCAUGUGAUUGUGCCAAGCUAGCCUCUCUUGCUGCUCUUUGUUAUUAUGAGAGCGCCAAGUAGAAGAACGCUUUGAACCAGAAAACAAGGAGGAGAAAAAGACUCUGAACACAUGUCUCCAUCUUUAAAAGUUACUUACCACCUUGGAGGUUGAUGUAUGGUUGGUGAAAAAGACAAAAACAAAAACAUGUGAACCUGUACAGAACUUCAUAGUUUAACUUGACCGCUUUGGAGCAACAGUCCUAAAGAUAAGAAACAGACCAUUAUAAAACAAAACAAAAACAUCCCUCCAGACAACUGGUUCUGAUUUCCACUUUGGUUUUUUUUAUUAACACUUUGGAAUAAGGACUAAGGGUUUGCUAUGUUUCAAAUAUAACUGUGUAACACAAACAAAGCUUUUGUUGUGGUCUUAUUUUGCGGCACAAACUGAUUAAGAAAUGCCCUCCAGGCCGACCCAAUUGUAAUCUCAUUUGUGGUACUUUGCAAGUCUUAUUAAGACAAAACAAAGCCUUUGUUAGGGUCCUGUUACAUAGUUGUACGUUACUAACAGAUGCAGCUCACUAGGCCCUAUUCUAAAGUGUCUGUGUUUUUAAGUGAGUGAGGUAUGAUAUACAGAUUGUUUAAAUAAAGACUUUGUGAUUAACUCAGUUUCCUUGUGUUUAGCUCUAGGUGCAUUGCUAACAGCCUCUUGUCGAUUCAACUGUUGUAAAAAUUAAAAACAAAAAUCCCAAAAACAAAAAAAUAUACCUAUGUAUUAAAAAUAAAUAAAAAAGGUGUCUGAAUUGUA
Messenger RNA from Erpetoichthys calabaricus (reedfish), 4555 nucleotides. RefSeq names its product myelin protein zero (gene mpz). Lineage: Eukaryota; Metazoa; Chordata; Cladistia; Polypteriformes; Polypteridae. The record is from RefSeq and is a predicted model, not a curated record. The transcript is spliced from 6 exons. Gene Ontology annotation, cellular component: membrane. Gene Ontology annotation, biological process: myelination. Bases 195 to 902 code for a protein of 235 amino acids.